Molecule: messenger RNA, 324 nt
Organism: Suillus subalutaceus
Lineage: Eukaryota; Fungi; Basidiomycota; Agaricomycetes; Boletales; Suillaceae
Exons: 3
Coding region: 35-286 (83 amino acids)
Source: RefSeq, a predicted model, not a curated record
ACAACGCCCUAAAGCUGAUCGCAUACGUACUCUCAUGGGUGAAUGGAAGGAAGAUGUGACACAGUUAAUGUCCUGGUUAGACAGGAGCGUGUGGGUGAAAUGCCGACCGGCUUGUGGUUUCGAGGAGAUGUGUUACUUACCUACUUGGCCCUUUGGGUUUCCCGGUGAUGAGCCACCAUUUCAAGCCCAGUGGGACAAUGGUUCCUUAUGGCCAGAUCCAAACACAGGUGAAUGGAAGAGACCACAGCCCAAGUGUAUCAGACGGCUGGAGCCAUAUAAUUUUUAGGAUACUUGCCCGAUUAGUCCUAGUCAAAUUAUUGCAGU